AUGCCUGGUCUAUCCGAGGACCGUGUGCGUCUGCUUGCCAUCGUUCAUGCUUUGAAAGCAAUUGGUAUACGCGUGAAAAACUGGAAGAACUUCUUAAACGGAGAUGCAGCUUCUGGGGAAACUCUUAACCAGGUAAAUCCGCCAUCCGUGUUUGCCUUUGGACGUGAUCUGCAGUUGAUCCCUCAACGUCACUUGACUGAACUGGAUGGAACAGUGCCUCUGUUCUUGGUGGAGGCCUGUGAAUACCUCUCUCAGCAUCUGCACACCGAAGGGCUUUUUAGAAAAACUGGCUCUGUGGGGCGCAUCCGUGCUUUAAAGGCAGACGUGGAGCAGGGUGUGCAGAUUUUCAGCCCUCCCUGUGUGGCCUCUCUGCAGCCCUGUGACGUUACCUCCCUGCUGAAACAGUUCCUGCGUGAGCUGCCGAACCCUCUGAUCCCUCCAGAGCUACAGGGGCCCCUGUGCCAGGCCCAGACCUUCGAACCCCGGCAUGAGCAGCAGGACAGGAGGCACAGAGCCACACUGCUGCUCACGGCUCUCCUGCCCCCUGCACAUGCCCGCACUCUCCGAUACUUCUGCUCCUUCCUCAGUCAGGUGGCACAGAGGUGCGCUGAGAACAGGAUGGAAGUGGGUAACCUGGCAGUGGUGAUGGCUCCUAACCUGCUGCAGUGCCCAGCCCAGCCCUCCAAGCUGACUGUGCACACAGAGAGAGAGCUGGACCACCAGGCUGCGGUCGUCAAAGCUCUCAUUUUGCAUGCCGAUCGCAUUGGAGUUGUUCCCUCGUUUGUGCUGGAUACGCUGGGAGCAGUGGAGAGAAAUGAGUCCUCCUCUCCAGCAGAUGGUGCUACCUUUAGUAAGAUAACUGGCCUCGGUGUCUACAGGAGUCUGAGGAGGCAACGGAGGAAAAGUGUUGGUGAAAUAUUUGUGGAUGCACUGUCCAAACUGAAGCCUGGCCGCACACACACUGGACCGUCUGUUUACCCACUCUCCAAAAGCCACACCCCGUCCUCCAAAAGCCCUACCCCCCAGUCACCAAGUGCGGUCAAACGGAAAGCAUCUGAGGAAACGGUCCUGGAAGUGGAUGGAUCUGCCAAGAAGAGGCGUUCACUGCAUGACCUCAGAGAGGAUGGCCAAACUGUGUGUAGUCAUUCCCCUGAAGGCAGUCCUCAUGCAAAGAAGAACAUCAAAGAAGAUCCCCACCCCAGUGUGUCAAAGAGGAGGAGUCAAAUAAGGGGGCACAGAAAGUCACAUCGACCUCCAGUGCCGGAGGGUUCUGUUCACCGCAGGAAGAGGUCUCUCCGCUUCUUUAGCAUGUCCAGUAGCAGCAACAGCAGUAUGGCGCCCAGUGUGAGUCCCUGCAGUGACUGUGAAGAAAGCUUGAGUGCUGGCAAAAAGCUGCAGGACCGUUCGGACUCAGCCAUGGGCGCGUCACUGAGCGUUCCCUUCAUCCUGAUUGAUGAGCCAGGAACAGUCAUAAUUGGGAGCGAAGUUGACGACGAUCCAGAUCUUCUCAACUGCAGCUUCGCAGAGAAGCCAGAUGACGUUCUGCCUCCAGAGUCUGCAGAGACUCUGCGAGACCUUCAGGGCAGUGAGGAACCCUGUGAUGACCAGUGGGUCCUGCUCCAUAACGCCAGUUCAGAAGUGGUAGUAGACUAUGAGGUAUUGCAGACUGGCAAUCAAUGUGAGCCCCGGGAAGUAGCUGGGAGUUCAGGGCCAAGACAUCCAGUACAGAUGAACGGAAAGAAUAUCCAGCCAAAUUUGGAAACCCAGCAGCGUUUAAGCAGGUCCAGGAGGGGUUCUCGCCCCCGUCGGUCCAUUAGCAUGCCCGAGGUGAGCUUGGAGCACUGUGCUGAUGAUGUCCAACUUCACAGCGAGGCUGGCUCACAGGAAGCUGCCUUUGCUAACUCGGGCUGGGCAGCCUCCGUAAGUGCGGCCGUGUCUGCGGCUGGAGGGAAACAGGCCAAAGGAGAAGAGAAGGAGGGGUGCGAGCCGGAACUCGGACCCGCGAUGCUUGACGAGGGGAAGAAGGACAAGACGGCCAACCCUGAGCUGGGCCUGAAGCGGCGGCAGCAGCGCCUCUCGGUUGUUGAGCGGCUGAGGGGUUUUGGGGCCCUGGCUGUGCUGCUGAGGACCCCACGGCCCCCCCCGCAGCUGGGCCCUGUGAGGGCCACCGUGCGGCUCCGCAGGCAGGGGGCGCGCAGGUUCAGCCGCUCCUUCAGUCAAGAGGAGGUGCCAGAGCUACUGGCAGAGCCGAGCUCCCAUAGGCCAGAGCAAACGAAGCAGGCGUUUGUGGAGUUAAGCGACACGCGUGCAGAUCCCUUUGCAGAGUCCACUGACGAGGGUUUCCAGGACGCUGCAGCUUGCGUUGUGCAUGGGCUGGAGACUCCAGCCCUGCAUAGCCCCCCUGACCAGUCACCUACUCCCGAGGACCAGACUUUGAUUGGCUCUGAGACAUUGGAGGAAGAGCAGCACAUACAGGUUGGAGGACCUGAGCUCCUAACUGACCCGCAGUCUGCAUGUGUUCAUGCACCGCUAGUCCAAAGUCCUCAGUCUGAGUUUGACCUGCAUGAGGUGUUGGAGCAGCAGUGCCACAUAGCCAACCAAGAGACUUGUUCUAAAGUACUUUCAUGGUCACCUGGAGAUUCCAAGUUCUACAUGCAGCAUGAUGUAUUUACACCAUCUGACCAGCAGAUGGAGCCGCCGAGUCCCCCUGUAUACCCAUGCUCAUUUACAGCACUGAAAGCAGAGCCGCUGUCCCCCUUGUACACCAGCUACACAGACCAGUGCCCUGAGCCAGACCCCAGCCCUCCUUAUGAGGCUUCCCCAUGCACAGACAUCGCUUGUCUUUCAUAUGAUGGUCUGAUUUCCAUAAACAGCAGUAUGAGUGAGAAAUUUUCCCUGGAUCUGUCCCCUGCUGCCUUUCAGUUUAGGUCUCAGGGCUCUAGGAGACGCUAUAGGAACUCUCCCCGAUGGCAUUCGCACGAGGCCCGCCUGGCCGCCUGGAAGCCUUCACCGUUCUAAACAUUUCACACCUUAAUAUACCAAUGCAACCAGUGCUUCCUUCCAUAUGCUUUUUCCCUGGUUAUUUUUAACAAACACAUUAUAUAUAUAAUAAUAUGGAAGCACUGGCAGUCACAUUAAAAUGUAAUUCAUGCUUAUCUAUGUUCCUUGGGAUCGUGUUCAAUGUAUUGUG
This is a messenger RNA of Electrophorus electricus (electric eel), 3190 nucleotides long. RefSeq lists its product as uncharacterized. The record is from RefSeq and is a predicted model, not a curated record. Gene Ontology annotation, molecular function: GTPase activator activity. Lineage: Eukaryota; Metazoa; Chordata; Actinopteri; Gymnotiformes; Gymnotidae. Gene Ontology annotation, biological process: signal transduction.